CCCAUUUCGAUUCACAGCAACGUCCAAUCCCUCAUUGCCGCCCUCAAUCCAAGCCGCCGUCUCCCUUGUUCCUCCCUCACUUUCUUUCUCCGGACCUCUCUCACGACCGCACCACCGCCAGACCUUUACCGCGUGAAGUUAGGGCAUUCACGUGGUUGACUCCUCCCCUAAUCUGAUCUUCACCUGUCUGCGGUUUGACACAGCGGAAAUUCCAACUCAACCCACGUCACGGUCACAAUACAGCCAUCUCAUCACAAGGCCGACUGACUCACGCGCAUCUUGGCACGCCGAUACGGUGGUCUCACCUGCCACCAGUCAACCGCCCCUCAGUCUACCCUCUCUUCGAAACCAUACACUCCUCGUCUUAGCGAAACCCACACUCCCCUACCAUCAUGGCACAUACAACCGCAGAGCAAGAGCUGCAGCAGCGGAACCGACUACCAACUCUGAUGGAGGUUUUAGGACGAAGGACUUUAGCACCAGUCGAUCUAUUCUCCUUCUACAUUUACAUGCGUGACCAACAACGAUCAGUCGACUAUUUGGACUUCUGGCUCGAUGUGUCCCAGCAUAUGUCUUUAUGUCGCCACUACGUUCGGGAACUUCGACGCUCGAUGCUCGUUGAUACUCCAGAAAUGGAAAAGGCCACUAGCAAACGCUCAUCGCAGUAUCUUGACAACCUCGAUCUAGGUGACGCCAGUACUGAUCACAGAAAGAGUGGCCACGAAUCAAGAGUCUCGGCCUUCCUCAGAUCUGAAAAUCCCAAUGCGCGGAAGUCAACUAGUCGAGAUGGUGGCGGCGCCGACCACUCGCCCUCCCAUAGCCUGGGAUCUGCUCACUCCAGAACCUUCGGACGUCAAUCGGGAGACAGGCCCUCAGCCGGUGAACUGCUCCAGCCGACCCAUUCCACCCCAGAAAUCCGCACUGAUUCGAAUUCUCCGGGCCACAGCGUUGCACGCGCGGACAUUAAGGCAAGCGCAGAGAAAAUCCUAUACACAUUUGUGCUGCCAGGUUCGGAACGUGAAAUUGUUCUCCCGGACUCCAUGCUCAACCGCAUCAUUCGAGCAAUCGAGGAAGAGGGCCGCGACGACCCUGAAGUUUUUGAUGAUGCCAAAGACUAUGUAUUUCAGGCCAUGGAACGAGAUGCCUUUCCCGGCUUUCUCCAAGCAAAGGCCUUGGGAAACCUGGUCCCGCUCAGUGUACUCAUCCGACUGAUUAUUGGGCUUUCCAGUCUGAUGGCUGGCUUCUGGGGAGGUUUCUUUAUGAUCCUCCGAGAUCUCUCUAGAAGGACAAGGUGCUGGCUUAUCUUGCCCUUCACCAUCGGAGCAUACUUCCUCAUCUCUUACCAGUACAAGCUCGAUAUUGUGGCCGCAUACCUCGGAUUUAGUGAAUAUACGUGGAUGAAUUGGUCACGGGUGAGGGAACCGUUUGUCAGAAGGCUUCUUCUGACUAGAGCGACCAUCGCCCUCCUCGUCUUUGUGGCUGUGGCUGUGGCACUCAGCGUUCUUUUCAUCUUUGUGCCGGGCACCAAUUUCUAGCUAACUCCUCGUGGAGUGGGAAGGACCGGAGUCGAAUGGUCAUGCAAGUGGAGUUUUCUGUCAAAUGUCAACAAGGGUCGAGCAGGCCGGCGUGCAUUCAUCCACAACAUGCAAUUUCAAGUGCAGCCCAUCAUCCCCUGGGUCUGCGCGGAGGCAGUUUGCCUUUGAUCUACAGCGUAUCAUGCAGUCGAGGGCGCAAUUUGCACUUUGUAACAGUCAAGCCAUGCAAACUUUCAUCACUUUUAAUCCAUGGAGAGUCGUG
This is a messenger RNA of Exophiala mesophila, 1797 nucleotides long. RefSeq lists its product as uncharacterized. Bases 393 to 1535 code for a protein of 380 amino acids. Gene Ontology annotation, biological process: intracellular protein localization. Gene Ontology annotation, cellular component: plasma membrane. The transcript has 3 exons. The record is from RefSeq and is a predicted model, not a curated record. Lineage: Eukaryota; Fungi; Ascomycota; Eurotiomycetes; Chaetothyriales; Herpotrichiellaceae.